UGGCUGAAGCCUUCAGGCCAGGCUGGGCUGUGCAGAGCAGCAGGAGCAUUCUUUCAAGGUAAUGAUUAAGCCGAGCUCCUGUCAAGAGCACUGGCUACUGGGCUGGGAAGGUGAGCCCUAUUCACACCUUGGCCAGGCCGUGGUGGCCAGGACUGGUUUACAAAGGCAGGGCUCCAGGGCUCAGGGGGCCCCAGUCAGCAGCCGCAGCCUCCUGCCUGGUCACAGGCUUUCUGGAGCAUCUUAGGGCCGGAGUCUCUGCUGCCUGCCCCACUGGAACCUUGUCCCAGUCCUCAGCACCAUGAAGCUCCAGGUGUUCUGGACUGGGCUGGAAUAUACCUGUCGGCUCCUGGGCAUCACCACUGCUGCAGUGCUGAUCGGCGUGGGCACCGAGACCUUGUUCCAGGGCCAGUACAAAAGCCUGGCUUUCUAUCUGCUGUUUAUAGGAGCUGCUGUCUCCGUGUGUGAAGGGGCCUACUUUGUGGCUCAACUGCUGGCCAUCUGUUUCAAGUGCCAGCCAGGGUCCCUGGCCCACAGAGCAAGAGAGAAGACCCACUGGCUGGGAUGCUUCCAGAAAUUCCUGGCCUAUAUGCUGCUCUCCGUGGCCUGCUUUCUUCACCCUGUCCUUGUCUGGCACGUAACCAUCCCAGGCUCCAUGCUUAUCAUCACUGGCCUGGCCUACUUUCUACUGAGCAAGCGGAAGAAGACCAAAGCUUCCCCGGAGGUUCUGGCCUCCCCAGAACAGUACACAGACCCCUCUGGCAGUGCUGUGAGCACCACUGGCUCCGGGGACACUGAGCAGACUUACACCUUCCAUGGGGCCCUCAAGGAGAGGCCUGGAUCCCUCUUCAUCCACAUGAAGAGUAUCCUGAAGGGGACCAAGAAACCCAGUGCCCUGCAGCCCCCAGACACCCUUAUGGAGUUGCCUCUGGAGUCAGCUGACUCCCUGACCAAGAAGAAGCAGGUGCACUUUGAGGAUAACGUGGUCAGAAUCAUCCCAUCGCUUUCUGAAGGUGCGGAUGAUGAGGACAGUGAGCCGGAGGAGACUACCUCUGACACAACCCCCAUCAUCCCUGUCCCCCAAGCCCCGCUCCUUCUGUCUUCACUCAUGGCAACCGACCUGUUCUGAGCAGCUCAGUGAGGUGUCUACAUAGACUGAUGACCCUGCCCUGGAGCUUCAUCAUACCCAUAGACUCUCCAGGGAACUCAGGGUCUUUGUAGGUCAGCUCCUCCAGGGGUAAUCAGAUAUCCCCAAGAUGACUUGGGUCUCUGGGACCAUCAGGUGGUGCGACAUCCAGAAGUCCCGUAGAAACCUCCGGGAAGAUACAAAUGAGGCUCAUGCCACUUAGAACCAGUUUGGGGUCCUUCUUCCUGGUCAUGGUGCAGAAAUCCUUGUGCUUUGCCCAAAGCAACCAUCAUUUUGACUCUACAUAAGGCCAUAGGUACCACUGCUUCAGAACCAAAGGGACAGAGGAUGUCUGCCUUGGCCCAAAACUGCAGGGCUUCUCUUGCCCCUGACAUGGAGUCCAUUAUUGAUCAAGGGACCUAUGGAACAUUUCAUCUCUGAUGUGACAUCCCACCUCUGAAGGUUCAGGGAUGCAGUGGCAACUUGAGCAUCUCAAACAUAGGUGUUAAUGGUGAGCCCUUUCCAAGACUGUUCAGGGUGGGGACUAAGGGUUGCAAAUCCUCAGGGUGAGAGCAGCUGGGCAGUAAGCCACAUUCCAACCAUGCUCUGGGGCUGGGGCCAAGCAUCAGAAGUUGCAGAGCCGCUCAGGGAAACAAUGCCACUCUGUGCUCACUGCUGGGAAAGCAACACUCAUUCCAGAAGCAUUGCUGAGGGCUCCCUGAAUCCCCACCACGGGGUUCUUCCAAGAUUCCAAGUAGAUGAUGCAAACUAUGACAACAUUCACCAGUGACUGCCAGGCCCAGUACGCAGUGCUUGCUGUACCCCAGGAUCCCAGAGACAGUGCCCUGGAGAGUCACAUGGCACAGAGAACUGGCUCUGCCAUACUUAGCCACCUGCCAGUGGAAUGCAUGAUAAAUACAUGUUUGUUCAAAAUGGGAGAGAGGGAGGCAAGGGAAGGAUCAAUUGGAAGGUAAUCAUCUAGGAGACAAGUUCCCUGCCAAAGGGAUAUGGAGGUAGCGGUUAACCCAGAAUGAAUAAAUAUAUUUGAAUCACACAUCUUUUGGUAAAA
This is a messenger RNA of Ictidomys tridecemlineatus (thirteen-lined ground squirrel), 2192 nucleotides long. It is a transcript of the gene Tmem72, whose product is annotated as transmembrane protein 72. The record is from RefSeq and is a predicted model, not a curated record. NCBI's taxonomy places the organism in Eukaryota, Metazoa, Chordata, Mammalia, Rodentia, Sciuridae.